Molecule: messenger RNA, 2673 nt
Organism: Talaromyces amestolkiae
Lineage: Eukaryota; Fungi; Ascomycota; Eurotiomycetes; Eurotiales; Trichocomaceae
Exons: 9
Coding region: 1-2673 (890 amino acids)
Biological process (GO): mycotoxin biosynthetic process
Source: RefSeq, a predicted model, not a curated record
AUGAAUUUCCUACGACCAAGGAGUAAACCGGUGACUGACAUCUUCACCAGUGAUACGUCAAUAGAUCGAAGAAAAUGCCAACGAGUCGUUCCAAUGAAAGUGCUUGUCCUGGGAGUUGGGCGAACAGGCACUGCCUCACUUCGAGCUGCUUUGAAGCGCCUCGGCUAUUCAGAUACGUACCACAUGAUGUCUGCCAGUGUAGAAAAUCCUCCUGACUGCGCAAUGUGGUAUGAUGCUUUGACAGCUAAAUAUGAUGGUAAAGGGGAAUUUGGGAAGAAAGAAUGGGAUCAACUUCUUGGUCAUUGUCAAGCGGUUUGCGACUGGCCGGCUGUAGCGUUUGGCAGGGAAUUGAUCAGCGCCUACCCUGAUGCUAAAGUGAUCUUGACAAACCGAGACAUUGACAAAUGGCAUGCAUCUACCAUGAAAACUGUUUAUUGGAGAGUUACGGACUCAGAACUAUGCUACCUGUCCUAUGUCGACUGGGCAUCUGGUCUCUACUACCCGAUGCUUCGAAAAUUCUUCGACACAUUCUUCGAAGGCACUUUUCCAACAACAGGCAAGGAUGUAUAUCGACGUCAUUACGCGGACAUCCGUAGCCUGGUUCCUCCAGAGAACCUGUUGGAAUAUCAGAUCCAAGACGGGUGGGGCCCCCUGUGCUCGUUUUUAGGGCAUGCCGUGCCCGACGAAGACUUUCCGCAAUCCAACGAUGUGACUGCUUUUGUUCAGCGCAGCCGCAGAAGGAAUCGCCGGCAAAUGAUGAAUGUGGCACUUCGUUUCGCGUUCAACUGGGAAAUUGACCUCAAGCAGAGACCAGAGAUAAAAUCGCCAAUAUUCAACGUGACAGUCCAUGAUCCCUCCAGCGUAACCCCAGGAUAUUGGUUUGUGGCUCCAUAUGCUUCGCUAGGUUUCGGGAAUCGAGUGAAGAGGCUGGAUUAUUGCCAAGAGCUUAUUUGGAGUGGCGCUUGCGAAUUUGAAAAUCGGAACGUCUUCGAUUUCAAGGUCCUCGAUUAUAACGAUCCAUCGCGAUUAUCAUUUAUCUUUGGAUCGACAUCCCAAGGCCACCUUGAUGCUAAAGGAAAGGGCGUCAUUAUGGAUAACUCAUACACAAUCCAGGACGAAAUUUUAGCAAAAAGAUGGAGUUCCUCGUUCAACAUGCAUGAAUUCAAUGUGAUUGAAGGUGGCAAAUCUGCCCUGCUCAUUACCAAUGUACCACAGCUCCACGAUAUAUCCGCACUGAACUUGCAGCCGCAAUCUGGAUGGGUUAGCAACAAUGGAUUUCAAGAGAUCGAUAUUGCCACCGGCAAGGUCAAUUUCGAAUGGAAUACACUAGACCAUGUUCCGAUUACAGAGAGCACAGUGGCCGUGCGCCAAAUGCCUGGGGAGUAUUCUAUGAGUUGGGAUUACAUUCAUUUGAAUUCCGUGGAUAAAAAUAGUGAUGGCGAUUAUCUCAUCUCAGCUCGAUAUACCAAUACAAUCUACAAAGUAUCGGGUCGGGAUGGAUCAAUUAUCUGGCGUUUAGGAGGUGUAAAUUCUUCCUUUGUUUUAGACGGGUUUAAUUUCUCGUCUCAGCAUGAUGCCCGAUUCCGAGAAGAAAACAGCACCACUACCGUCAUUUCAUUUCUGAACAAUGCUUCAGACGGUGAUAACAGCACAUCUUCAUACUCGUCAGGCUUGCUCGUCGCGCUUCAGACUUCAACCACUCCGAUGACUGCUCACGUUAUAAAACGAUGGGAUCGGCCUGAUCGACAACUAUCUCCGCUAAGAGGCAAUGUUCAAAUUUUGCCGAAUGAUAAUGUAUUCAUUGGAUGGAGCGUACAAGGUUAUCUGAGCGAGUUUUCAUCGGACGGGCGCUGUGUACUGGAGGCAAAAUUCUCCUCAAUUAAAUUCAUUCCUUCAACCUACCGAGCGUAUAAAUACAACUUCACAGGCAUUCCCAGCGAGCUCCCCGUUUCAAAGGCUUUUGUUUAUGGAACAACCGCCGAUACAGUUACGAGUGUCUUUUAUGUCAGCUGGAAUGGUGCUACUGAGGUCGCACAUUGGAACUUUUACGGAAACAAUACCUCUUCCUCGGAAUUUUCACUUGUGGGGACUGCAAAGAAAUCUGGAUUUGAGACUAGUCAUAUGGUUUCUGGAUUUUCACAAUUCAUCUAUGCAGAAGCGGUCGGCUUCACUGGGAACGUCCAAAUCCGUGAUGACGGCACGACGUAUCUCGACCCGGGUGAAAUACAAUACGUUGGCAAACCUUCCCCCAAGAUCGAUGAGAAUUGGAAACAUUUAAUUGAUCAUCGCUACUUCUACUUAACGGAGGCUGAAGCCGCAGAGACAUGGGGCAAGGAAAGCAUUGAACAAUUAUACUAUCGACUUUCUCCUGAUAAUGAGCGUCGCUAUGUCGCGGGCCUUGACGUGCUGCAUACUCUGCAUUGUCUCAAUAUGCUUCGAAUGAAACUGGACUUGGAUUACUAUCCAGCGGCGGCAAUCGGCUCACUGCAUAAUUACCACUGCAUCGAUCAGAUUAGACAAUACCUGAUGUGCACCGGGGAUUUGACUCCUAUACCUGUACGAUGGCAUGAAGCACUUGGACGCCCAUAUGUUGAUUCCGAUAAACCACACACAUGCCGAAAUUUUAGCGCACUACAAUCUUGGGUCAUGAAUAGAGACGAAGCAGAGUUUUAG